This is a messenger RNA of Aplysia californica (California sea hare), 620 nucleotides long. RefSeq names its product L-proline trans-4-hydroxylase. Lineage: Eukaryota; Metazoa; Mollusca; Gastropoda; Aplysiida; Aplysiidae. The record is from RefSeq and is a predicted model, not a curated record.
CAAGCUUGCCAGUCGUGCAAGGUCAGGCUCGCGGACGGACAAGACACGACCCACCCGAAAGCCAGCAUGCCAGGCUUGAACGAGUACACGUACGGGGGCCAGGAGCUGGAGGUGACGGAGGACAUGAAGGCGGCGUUUGACCGAGAUGGCUUCGUCACCAUCAAGGGCCUUCUCAACCCACAGGAGUUGGCUGUUGUUCAGACAGGAGCUGACAUGGCAAGAGUGCAGGAACUGGAGAAAGUUCUAGAGAAGGUCUACGUGGAGCUGGACCCCGGAGAUGCGCUGUUCUUCCACUGUAACCUUCUGCACUGCAGCUCGCAGAACCUGAGUGACAGACGACGAUGGGCUAUCCUGUCCUGCUACAGCCGCAAACACAACAGUCCUUACCAGAAGAUCAUCCACGCGCUGUACCAGCCCUUGAACAUGGUUGAUAACGACGCUGUUGUCAAGCAAGGCGUUUCCAGGGAACUCAAAGGGAAGGAAGUCAUGAUGCAGUUUGACGGAGAGUUUCGCCCCAUUGUUCCGUGAUGCUUUGCAGUAUAAUUCAAAGCCUUAUCCAGUAGUACAGUACUUUAUAGACACAAUAAAAGAAAUAAAAGCUUAUAAUGUAAACAAAUGUA